GGGGGGGGAGCAUCAUGGGGGGUCGCCGCUGACACCGGGACCAGGACCGGCCGCCACAGGAACCAUGAAGUGCCAUGCUACUGCCGGCAACUUUCUGCUUCCCCUCUUGCUCCUGGAGCUGGUCUCUCCAGGUUGGGGCAAUCGGCUGCCGUACUUCAUAAACUACUUCUUCGACACCUACCUGCUGAUCAACGAGGAUACUCCUGUGGGUUCCUCAAUUACUCAGCUGCUGGCCCGGGACCUGGACAACGAUCCGCUGGUCUUCGGUGUGGUCGGUGAGGAGGCCAGCCGGUACUUUGCAGUGGAGAGCAUGACUGGUGUUGUCUGGCUCAGGCAGCCCUUGGACAGAGAGACUAAGUCAGAAUUCACAGUUGAAUUUUCUGUCAGUGACAGCCAAGGGGUGAUCAAAGGGACGGUCAACAUCCAAGUCGGAGACGUGAAUGACAACGCCCCGCAGUUCCACAACCAGCCCUACAGCGUCCGCAUCCCCGAGAACACACCAGUGGGCACACCGAUUUUCAUAGUGAAUGCCACGGAUCCGGACCUGGGGGCAGGAGGCAGCGUGCUUUACUCCUUCCAGCCUCCUUCCGAUUUCUUUGCCAUCGACAGUGGCCGUGGCAUCGUGACGGUAAUACAGGAGCUGGACUAUGAAGUGACUCAGGCGUACCAGCUCCAGGUCAACGCGACGGACCAAGAUAAACACAGGCCUCUGUCUACUCUGGCCAAUCUGGCAAUCAUCAUCACGGAUGUGCAGGACAUGGACCCCAUCUUCAUCAACCUGCCCUACAGCACGAACAUCUACGAGAACUCGCCUCCGGGUACCACCGUGCGGAUGAUAACGGCAAUCGACCAGGACAAGGGCCGUCCCCGCGGCAUCGGCUACACCAUCGUCUCGGGUAACACCAACAGCAUCUUUGCACUGGACUACAUCAGUGGAGCCUUAACCCUGAAUGGGCCACUGGACAGGGAAAACCCCUUGUAUAGCUCUGGAUUCAUCCUCACGGUGAAGGCAACAGAGCUGAACGAUGACCGCACACCCUCCGACGCCACUGUCACCACCACCUUCAACAUCCUAGUCAUUGACAUCAAUGACAACGCACCCGAGUUCAACAGCUCGGAGUACAGUGUGGCCAUCCCAGAGCUGGCCCAGGUGGGCUUUGCCCUGCCCCUCUUCAUCCAUGUGCAGGACAAAGAUGAGGGACCCAACAGUGUUUUUGAGGUUUACUUGGUGGGCAACAACUCCAACCACUUCAUCAUCUCACCGACCUCCGUCCAGGGGAAGGCAGACAUCCGCAUCCGCGUGGCAGUGCCGCUGGACUUUGAGACCAUUCCUCGCUACGAAUUUUCGCUCUUUGCAAACGAGAGUGUCCCAGACCACGUUGGCUUUGCGCGCGUGAAGAUUAACCUCAUCAACGAGAACGACAACCGCCCCAUUUUCAGCAAGGCCCUGUACAACGUAAGCCUCUUCGAGAACACCACCGUGGGGACCACUGUCCUCCAGGUCCAUGCAACUGACAAUGAUGUGGGCACGUAUGGGAAAGUCAAUUAUUUUUUCAGCGAUGACCCUGACCAUUUCUCUCUGGACAAGGACACGGGUGUAAUCAUCCUGACAGCUCGUCUGGACUUUGAAAUCAUGCAGCGCUACACCCUGACCGUCAUCGCCCGGGACGGCGGCGGGGAGGAGACGACGGGGCGCGUCAGGAUCAACAUCCUCGACGUCAAUGACAACGUCCCCACCUUCCAGAAGGAGGCAUACCUGGGGGCCCUGCGGGAGAACGAGCCCUCCGUCUCCCAGGUGGUCCGGCUCCGGGCAACUGACGAGGACUCCCCUCCAAACAACCAGAUCACGUACAGCAUCGUGGAGGCGUCUGCCUUCCGCGAGUACUUUGACAUCACGGUGUCAGAAGGGUACGGAGUGAUCAGCGUGAACCACCCCCUGGACUACGAGCAGCUGGACAACGGGGUCAUUUACCUAACUGUGAUGGCCAAGGAUGCUGGCAACCCACCGCUCAACAGCACCGUCCCCGUCACCAUCGAGGUGUUUGAUGAAAACGACAACCCCCCCACGUUCAGCAAGCCCUCCUAUAUGAUAACUGUCGUGGAGGACAUUAUGGCAGGAGCCACGGUGCUGUUUCUCAAUGCCACGGACUUGGACCGAUCCAGGGAGUACGGGCAGGAGUCAAUCAUCUACUCCCUGGAGGGCUCCUCACAUUUUCGGAUCAAUGCUCGCUCAGGAGAAAUCACCACGACGACUUUGCUGGACCGAGAGACCAAAGCCGAAUACAUCCUCAUCGUCCGGGCAGUGGAUGGAGGCGUGGGCCACCACCAGAAGACAGGCAUUGCUAUGGUCAACAUCACGCUGCUGGACAUCAAUGACAAUUAUCCCACAUGGAAGGAUGAGCCAUACUUCAUUAACCUGGUGGAAAUGACCCCCCCCAACUCAGACGUCACCACGGUGGUGGCUGUCGACCCGGACCUGGGCGAGAACGGCACGGUGGUGUACAGCAUCCGACCCCCCAACAAAUUCUACACCCUCAACAGCACCACGGGCAAGAUCCGCACCAGCGGGGUUCUGCUGGACCGCGAGAACCCCAACCCCCAGGAGGCCCAGCUCAUGCGCCGGAUCGUGGUGUCGGUCACUGACUGCGGGAGGCCACCCCUGCGAGCUACCAGCAGCGCCACGGUUUUCGUCAACCUGCUGGACCUGAACGACAACGACCCCACUUUCCAAAACCUGCCCUCCGUUGCCGAGAUCUCCGAGGGCCUUCCCGCAGGCUCCUUUGUCUUCCAGGUAGUGGCCAUCGACCUGGACGAGGGUCCGAACGGGCAGGUGACGUACCGCAUGCAGGUGGGGAUGCGCAUGGAUUUUGUCAUCAACAGCACCAGCGGGCUCAUCACCACCACCACCGUGCUGGACAGGGAGAGCAUCGCCGAGUACUACUUGCGGGUGGUGGCCAGCGAUGCCGGCGUCCCCUCCAAGAGCUCCACCAACACCCUGACCGUCAAAGUUCUGGACGUGAACGACGAGAACCCCACCUUCUUCCCAGCCGUCUACAACGUGUCACUGCUUGAAGACGUGGCCCGGGAUUUCAAAGUGGUCCGGCUCAACUGCACGGAUGCUGACAUUGGGCUGAAUGCUGAGCUCAGCUACUUCAUCCACCGGCUGCAGUCACUGUUCUCCUACAUGCUCCGUUGGGGCAAUCGGCUGCCGUACUUCAUAAACUACUUCUUCGACACCUACCUGCUGAUCAACGAGGAUACUCCUGUGGCUAGGGAUCGGUUUUUAGUAAAUGCAGAAAUCGACCCGGUCAUUCUCGGCCUCUUUCCAGGCUCUCAGUCCAUUAAACCUGUGCUCUUCAAUCAGGGCUCGUGA
Molecule: messenger RNA, 3373 nt
Organism: Tyto alba (common barn owl)
Lineage: Eukaryota; Metazoa; Chordata; Aves; Strigiformes; Tytonidae
Product: cadherin-23-like
Biological process (GO): homophilic cell-cell adhesion
Cellular component (GO): plasma membrane
Molecular function (GO): calcium ion binding
Source: RefSeq, a predicted model, not a curated record